Lasiosphaeria miniovina is the source of this 2474-nucleotide messenger RNA. RefSeq lists its product as uncharacterized. The transcript has 9 exons. Bases 261 to 2432 code for a protein of 723 amino acids. The record is from RefSeq and is a predicted model, not a curated record. Lineage: Eukaryota; Fungi; Ascomycota; Sordariomycetes; Sordariales; Lasiosphaeriaceae.
CAACCGUCCCUUCUGUGUCAGGCCCUUUGAUAUCCCCGGCAGCAGAGCCUCUGACACCCCCAGAGCCUAAGAUCCCAGCACCUCAGGUGCCAGAACCCUUGCUACCUCAAAUAGCGGAGCCUCUGACACCACAAGUGCCGGAACCCCAGCUUCCCCACAUACCAGAGUCUCUUCCACCUCAAGUGCGAGAGCUUUUGGUCCCUCAGGUCCCAGAGCCUCUGAUACUACCUCAGGCCCUAGCACCAUCAACACUUGACAAUAUGGCCGACACAGGCGGCGGAAACGUCCAGGACACUCAGGCGGCCCAGCGGAAGCAGGCGCUCGAGGAGACGGCUGCCGUGUCGACGCUCGUCCGGCAGGCGCUGGUCAACGCGCUCCCCGUGGCCCCCGAGCAGUACAUGACGCUGUCGCUGCCGGGAACUGUCAUCGACGUUGCCGACAUCGCCAAGGGCGGCAGCUAUGUCUACGACCCCGUCACCAACCCGUUCACGCCCACGCAGGUCCGCCAGGCCGAGGCCAAGCUUGUCGACUCGAUGAUGCCGCUCGCCAGCAUCAUGAUCGGCAACACGGGCAAGAGCGUCGCGCGCAGCUACGCGUCGGCCCUCGACUACCUAGUGCCCAAGAAGGCGACCGUCAGCACCGAGGGCAACCGCAUCCGCAGCCCCGGCGACAAGUCGUACGACGACGCCAUGAAGUACCUGACCAAGCCCGACACCAAGACGGGCAAGACCCCCGUCGAGGUGUAUAUUGAGAAGCAGAUCGCCUGGGCCACCGCCCAGGACGCCUGGGACGAGGCCAAGGCCAAGGCCAGACAGGACGCCACUGACCAGAACAAGAACGACAAUACCGCUGCCGUGCAACAGUACAAUGACUGGGCCCAGACCCAUUACCGACGGUUCAAAGAGGACACCCAAGCCCGUUGGAUGGACUGGGUCACCAACGGAAACAAGUACAAUGUCGAGUACAACUUUGGACUAGUAGACGUCGACUCGAUCAUGGGCCGCAUUGAAAGCAGCAAGCAAUCGAUGAGAAAUUCUACCAUCGUCGACGCCGAUGGCGCCAAUGAGCUGCAGGAGGUCAACCUCACUCCCAAGACCUGGGCGAGUCUUUGCAGGGACAAGGUCGAGGGCUUCAAGACGGGCCGGCCGGCGUUCACGCGGGACCAGGUCACGUCGGAGAUUUCGCGGCUCACCGAGUUCGAGGCGUCGCUGAACGCGCUCAAGACGGAAGUCACGGCCUCGCCACCCACGUAUCCCAAGGACAACGUCGGCUCCAAGCCCGACAUCACCACGGAGCAGGCUGGCCUGACCACAGCCUACUCGGACCUGUACCAGGCCCAAGGCAAGGCCAACGGCGGCGACAACAGCGUCGACCUCAACGACAAGCGCGACAAACUCACCCAGGCGAUUGCCAAGUGGGAGGCCAAGUCUUCCGAGAUUGUCAAGUGGGAGCUGUCGCAGCCCGAGACAGACGCCCAGGGCACGAUCCAGACGCUGCUCGACCGCGUGGCCGACCAGCUGACCAAGCUGCAGGCGCUGCUCAAAGACCCGCUGCUGAACCAGGGGGCCAUCGUGCCCAUCAUCAGCGCGACGAGCACGCCGACGGCGACCGACCCCAACGCCGACCCCAACACCGAACCGACGUCGGGCAACAACGUGCCGGCCAAGGACGCGGAGCUGGCGCUGCCCAUCUUCAACCUGCCGCUGCCGGGCAGCACCACGCCGCCCGUCAAAGCGCCGCUCGACCCGUGGACCAACAUCAGCCUGUCCUUCUCGUCGGCCGACCAGAAGAAGCACACGGACGAGUCCUCGUGGGGCUUCAGCGUCAGCGGCGGCGGCGGGUGGGGCCUGUUCUCGGGCGGCGGGUCGUACUCGCACGACGAGAGCACGUCCAACAUGCGGCAGGACAUGUCGAACUGCGCCGUGUCGCUCAACUUCUCGGCCAUGGUCGUCAACAUCGACCGGCCGUGGCUGUACGGCGAGCUGUUCAACGACUUCGAGAUCGACAUUGGCGGCGACGCACGUCUCUCCCCCGGCCCCGAACUCCUGCACGCGUGGAUGGAGGCGCAGGGCAAGGACCCCAAGAACAUCAAGUCGCUGGCCAUGUACAACGUAUUCCCGUCGUACCCGACGGCGUUCAUCCUGGCGUGCAACACCGAGAUCGAGUUCACGGGCGACACGAGCCACAUCGAGCAGCACUUCCACUCGAGCAGCACGUCGUCGCGCGCCAGCGUUGGCUGGGGCCCCUUUAGCGCCUCGGCCAGCUUCCACUCGUCGUCGUCGUCGUCCGACUUCAGCAUGACCACCACGGCCACUGGCUGCAAGAUCACCUUUGGCGCCCCGCAGAUCAUCGCCUGGGUCAGCCAGAUCCUGCCGGCCCUGCCGCGCGACGCCAGCUUCGAGCCGCUGCUGCAGGGGCCUGCGCCCAAGUAGUUGCCUCGUCUUCCUCUUUGGCCAUGUCGCAGUCUGUCGCUU